CUUGCCAGAGGCAACAGAGGACUAAAGAUGCUCUUUCUCUUAUUCACCUUUUCUGCUUUUUUGUUGUCUGCUUUUGAACAAGCAGCUGCUUUUGCUCACUAUGACAAGAUUUUAACCCAUAGUCGAAUAAGGGCACGCGACCAGGGCCCAAAUGUUUGCGCUCUUCAGCAAGUUAUGGGAACAAAAAAGAAAUACUUCAGUACUUGCAGAAACUGGUACCAGCAAGCCAUCUGUGGAAAGAAAGCAACUGUCCUAUAUGAGUGCUGUCCUGGCUAUAUGAAGAUGGAUGGUACAAGAGGAUGUCCUGCAGUUGCUCCUAUUGAUCAUGUAUAUGGUACACUUGGUAUUGUGGGAGCUACCUCCACACAGCAGUACUCUGACAUAUCAAAGCUGAGAGAAGAGAUUGAGGGACGAGGAUCAUUCACUUUCUUUGCACCAAGCAAUGAAGCCUGGGAGCAAUUAAAUUCAGAAAUUCACAGGAAUUUGGUUGACAAUGUAAAUAUUGAACUGUAUAAUGCUCUCCACCACCACAUGCUAAAUAAGCGCAUGUUGACAAAGGAUCUUAAAAAUGGCUUGACUCUGGUGUCUAUGUAUAACGGCCAGAAAUUGCUUAUUAACCAUUAUCCUAAUGGGGUUGUUACUGUUAACUGUGCCAGGAUCAUCCAUGGCAAUCAGAUUGCUACCAAUGGCGUUGUCCAUGUCAUUGAUCGUGUCCUGACGGCUGUUGGAAAUACCAUUCAAGAUUUCAUUGAAGUCGAGGAUGAUCUUUCAUCUCUUAGAGCUGCUGCCAUUACAUCAGAUGUCAUGGAUAUUCUUGGAAGGCCUGGUCAUUAUACACUGUUUGCUCCUACUAAUGAAGCUUUUGAGAGACUUCCAAGGGGAGUUUUAGAAAGGAUCAUGGGUGACAAGGUGGCUUCUGAAGCUCUUGUGAAAUUCCACGUGUUAAAUACUCUCCAGUGCUCUGAAGCUAUCACAGGUGGAGCUGUCUAUGAAACCUUGGAAGGAAAUACUGUUGAAAUUGGUUGUGAUGGUGAAAGCCUGACUGUGAAUGGAGUGAAAAUGGUGAAGCGCAAAGAUAUUGUGACAAGCAACGGCGUUAUCCAUCUCAUUGAUCAAGUGCUAAUUCCUGAUUCUGCCAAACAAGUCAUUGAGCUUGGGGGUGCCCAGCAGACUACUUUUACUGACCUGGUGGCACAGCUAGGUCUGGCAUCUUCUCUGAGACCAGAAGGCCAAUACACUCUCCUGGCACCUCUGAAUGGUGCUUUCUCAGAUGACACCUUAAAGCUGGAUCAACGUCUUCUUAGAACAAUCCUGCAGAAUCACAUUAUAAAAGUGAAAGUUGGGCUCAAUGAACUCUACAACGGACAAGAGCUGGAAACAAUUGGAGGAAAACUACUUAGAGUCUUUGUUUAUCGCACAGCUGUAUGCAUUGAAAAUUCAUGCAUGGUCAGAGGAAGCAAAGAAGGAAGAAAUGGUUUUAUUCACAUCUUCAGACAGAUCAUCAAUCCAGCAGAAAAGACAUUGCACGAAAUGCUAAGAAAUGAUAAGCGAUUUAGCAUUUUCCUCAGCCUGGUGAAAGCUGCAGAUUUAGAUGAUGUUCUGUCACGGCCUGGAGAAUGGACUCUCUUUGUUCCAACUAAUGAUGCCUUUAAAGGUUUGACUGAUGACGAUAAGGAUAUAUUGAUAAGAGACAAAAAUGCUCUCAGGAAUAUUCUUCUUUACCACUUGACACAAGGAGUUUUCAUUGGAAGUGGCUUUGAGCCUGGUGUGACAAAUAUUCUUAAAACCAUCCAAGGAGGGAAACUCUACUUGAAAACAGUGAAUGAUACUCUUCUGGUUAAUGAACUGAAAUCAAGAGAAUCUGAUCUCAUGGCAACAAAUGGUGUCAUUCACGUCAUUGACAAACUCCUAUAUCCAGCAGAUCUGCCUGUUGGAAAUGAUCAGCUGCUCACAAUCCUGAAGAAGCUGAUUAAGUACAUUCAGAUUAAGUUUGUUCGUGACAGCACCUUCAAAGAGAUUCCACUGACGUUUUACAAAAUUAACAUAAUUGAAAGCAACGUCCAGCCUAUCAUCACAAAGGAAGACCCAUCUAUCACACAGAUAACUAAAUUAAUUGAAGGGGAACCUGAGUUCAAAAUAGUCAGGGAAGGGGAGACAAUAACUAAAGUGAUUCAUGGAGAACCAAUUAUUAAAACAUACACCAAAAUCAUAGAUGGACGACCUGUGGAAGUGACAGAGAAAAAAGUAACAGAAGAAAGAAUUAUUCAAGGUCCUGAAAUAAAAUAUACCAGAAUUACUGCAGGUGGUUCAGACAACGAAGAGAAGUUAAAGAAGUUUCUUGAAGAAGAGGUUACCAAGGUGACAAAAUUUAUUGAAGGUGAUGGUCAUUUACUGGAAGAUGAAGAAAUCAAAAGACUUCUGCAGGGAGAAGCACCGGUACGGAAAGCACAACCAAGCAGAAGGACACAAGGGGGAGCAAGACGGAGGACAAGACUAGCUUAUUCCUAAAAGCUUUCCAAGAUAGAAUCCACAGAAUUACAAAUUAACAACAUGGUCUUUGUGAAGAAGAGGAACUCUUUUUUUUAAAAUGAGAGUAUUAGAGAAUGACAUUGUUUUGAUAACAUAAUGUAAACUGAACCAUGAAUCCACAAAAAGAUGUGAAGAUGCAGAUACUCACUGCCAGCAAAGUGCUCACUGGGAGUAUUCCAUUGGAGGUGCUUUAACUGCUCUUAGUGGAAAGCACUAUGCAGGGUUAAAUCCUGGAAUGGCUGAAGGUCAUCAACUUCUGUAGAACCAGGAUUCCUUGUUAUGCUGGCUAGUAAGUGUUUGCAGGAUUGGAUUACAAAAGAGCAGGGAACAAUACAGAGUGUAUUUUUUUAUUAUUAUUAUUUCCACUAAAUAAGAAAUUUUAAUGAAAUUAGAUAAUUUCUAGGAAAAAAAUCACCUCAGGUGACUUUUAGAGUAAUCUAAGGGAAUAUGAGAUGUUAAUAUAGCACUUUUGGUUCAGUAGUAUUUUAUGCUUUUUAUAAGUCAAAAUUCAUCAUGUGUUUAAAGUCAUAAUGACACCAGUAAUAUUACCUUUUCUAAACAAACAAAUAUGCCUUGUAUUAAAUGUAUCUUUUAUUUUGUCCUACAUUGCCUUCUAGUAACAAGGAUAAUGGAAGCUCUUAAAAAAAAGGAGGAAAAGCAAACACUAUGAGCUUCUUGCUAUGUAUUUCAGACCAUGUUGACUUCUUUAUUUAUAAGAAAAAUCCUUCCCAUUAAGGGAAUCCUAUACAUAUACCGAGAUUCUUAAGUGUUUUUCCACUUUUCCCUAAAUGUGUAUUUUGAUUAUUAAGACAGAUUAUAAAAGGGAUAAAUAAAAUGCAUGCAAACGCUUAACUCAGCAUGGAAAAGUCUUACAAAAACAAGGCUACGUCUGAAAGCUUUAGUAUCAAAACAUGUUUUGCUAAUGUCUGGUGCUAAUAUGGAAUUGUCUGUAAAUUAUGUCAAUUUUAUAAUUCUAGUUUUGUACUCAUAAAAUUUGUUUGCCUUUAUUAAGAAAAGACAAAAUUCAUGGAGUGGAAAAAACAUUCAAAGUUCCUUAAUUUUGCAGACCAAAGUUUCAGAGGUGUUAUCUAUUUUGCUUUUCUACUCCUGUUUUGAAACAAAUCCUUAAUAAAGAAUUU
Myiozetetes cayanensis is the source of this 3668-nucleotide messenger RNA. RefSeq names its product periostin (gene POSTN). Bases 28 to 2508 code for a protein of 826 amino acids. Gene Ontology annotation, molecular function: protein binding. Lineage: Eukaryota; Metazoa; Chordata; Aves; Passeriformes; Tyrannidae. The record is from RefSeq and is a predicted model, not a curated record. The transcript is spliced from 23 exons.